AUGUCUCGCUACACCAGGCCCCCCAACACCUCCCUGUUCGUCAGGAACGUCGCAGACGCCACCAGGCCUGAGGACUUGCGCCGUGAGUUUGGUCGAUACGGCCCCAUAGUAGAUGUUUACAUCCCACUUGACUUCUACACUCGCCGACCCAGAGGAUUCGCCUAUCUGGUCAUGUUUGAAGAUGUUCGAGAUGCUGAGGAUGCACUCUACAACCUCAAUAGGAAGUGGGUAUGUGGCCGGCAAAUUGAAAUACAAUUUGCUCAAGGUGACCGCAAAACACCGGGCCAAAUGAAGUCAAAAGAACGCCACAUGUGCUCUCCGAGUGACCACAGGCGAUCCAGAAGCCCCAGCCAGAGGAGAUCUCGAAGCCGAAGUUCCUCAUGGGAGAGAGACAGGAGGCGAUCGGAUAGCCCGAAAGAGUCUCGACACAGGCGAUCUUCUUACAGUCAGUCUAAAUCUCGUUCCAAGUCACUACCAAGGCAGUCUACCUCAGCAAGGCAGUCAAGAACGCCAAGGAGGAAUUCUGGAUCCAGAGGACGAUCAAGAUCCAAGUCUUUACCAAAAAGGCCCAAGUCAAUGGAAAAAUCACAGUCGCACUCACCUCAAAAGCAGACUGGCUCAGGAGCAAAAUCUCGACCACACCGACGACACUGUGACUCCAUAGCAAGAUCUCCAUGCAAGUCUCCCAGAGGGUACACCAGUUCCGGAUCUAGGACACAGACAACAAAACAUUCUCAUUUCCGGUCACAUUCCAGAUCCCGGAGUUAUCAUCAUAAAAACAGCUGGUGAACAGCAGCUUCGAGAAGAGCCAGAGAGCCCUGCUAGAAGUUACUAGACCUCACUGUGGCUAACAUUCUUCAAGGCUU
This is a messenger RNA of Acomys russatus (golden spiny mouse), 866 nucleotides long. It is a transcript of the gene Srsf12, whose product is annotated as serine and arginine rich splicing factor 12. The record is from RefSeq and is a predicted model, not a curated record. The transcript has 5 exons. Gene Ontology annotation, molecular function: RNA binding. NCBI's taxonomy places the organism in Eukaryota, Metazoa, Chordata, Mammalia, Rodentia, Muridae. The coding region runs from base 1 to 789 and encodes 262 amino acids.